Molecule: messenger RNA, 2284 nt
Organism: Physcomitrium patens
Lineage: Eukaryota; Viridiplantae; Streptophyta; Bryopsida; Funariales; Funariaceae
Product: triacylglycerol lipase 1
Biological process (GO): lipid metabolic process
Source: RefSeq, a predicted model, not a curated record
CGAGUUCAGCAUUCGCGCAAGGAAGGCUAUUUGAGGAUGUUCUGAUUUCAAAUUUAGUGUUCUUUUUGCUAAAAAUUGUCGUCAGUUUCUAAGCAGAGACACCGUAUUCAACUGCAUAGAGGCGAGGAAUCAGUUGUGUAGGUGUUCAUGAGUUGUAGUAUGCCGCAAGUGAUGACAGGACUGUCGUUGUUGCUGUUUUGCGCCAUUGUGCUGCUUGCUACACCAGUUAGAGUGGAGAGCGCCGCAUUUUGUGGGCAAGUGGUCGAGCCUCUAGGCUACGGUUGUGAAGAAUUUACCGUCCAAACUGACGACGGUUUUGUGCUAGCGCUUCACCGUCUAAGUGGGAUGCAAGGGCCACCUUCAACGACUGGCGUCGACAAUGACACCCGAUCAAAUAAGAAUCGCGAUGUCACGAAGAAGACAAAUCCACAUCAAAUCCCUGACACCGAUACGUCGAAUGCCACAGUGGCCCCGAGUUCCCAAGGAAACCCUACCUUGGAUCGGAAUAAUUCGGGGCUAGAAUUUUCCGAGUUAUUGGCACCACCGUCCGACGGGCCUGUUGUAACUCCAAGUCGUCACAGAAUAGAUUCAGGCACUCGGCCACCAUCUUCGCACUUAGCAAAUGGUUCAGACGAGAGAGCAACACAACCGACUCAUUCCAGAAACAAUUCCGCGGCAUCAAGUCCGUUAAUCUCUUCAGUCGGAAGCAUAAAUUCGACUUCAGAAAACGAAUUUCCAGCUCCCCCUCCGCUUUCAAAUUCAAUCCAGAAUGCAACAACGUACUCAUCACCUUCUGGUACAAUCACCCCUGGUUCUGGUUCUAAUCACACGGCCAAUCCAGAGGCUGGGAAGCGCGUCCCAGUGCUGCUACUGCAUCAAGAGUUUCUCAAUGGUGAUUCAUGGUUCCAGUAUGUUGAUAGAGCACACUCUAGCCACUUGUUGCCAUUCAUGCUGCUCGAUGAUGGUUUUGACGUAUGGAUUGGCCAUCAACGCGCAACAUUUUGGGGACAUGGCCAUGUCGAUCUGAAGUUCACAGAUAGGGAGUACUGGGAUUGGACAUGGGAUCAACACGUUGACUAUGACCUUCCUGCCCAACUGCGACUGAUUUCGGCCGAAACUAAUCAACCUGUUCAUAUCAUUGGAGCAUCUCAGGCAGCAACAGUGGGAGCAGCGGCCUCUACCAACCAUGAAACGGCGCAGAUGGUUCGAAGUCUGACACUCAUUGGCCCUACAGCAUACCGUGGCAAUACGAACUCUAUGGUGUUGGAUGCAUGGGCAUAUUACUUUGGAGCCAUGAUUGAUUCGAACUACUACGCAACGGGGUUUCAAAAUGGAGCGUUCAAUUAUACAUCGGAAUUCCCGGGGGCUGGCAACAUCAGUGGAGCAGGAUUAACUGGUCUUGCAAUUGGCCUGAUUUCAGGUCCGAAUUGCUGCCUCGGUUCAACAGUCGUUCAGGUUAAAGGUGGAUGGGAUGGCACGACCUCUUUCAAGAAUCUUCUGCAUUGGCAACAAGGGAUAAGAACAAACAGAUUUGCUCGAUUCGACUUCGGCAGUCCCGCAUUGAACAAUGCUACAUAUGGUCAACCUACAUCCCCAGAUUACAACCCAGAACAAAUCCCAAGAAGGAUGCCUGUGUUUAUCAUAGCAGGUGGUCGUGAUUGGACAUCUCCCCCAUCCGGAACAAUAACUUUCAUGCGUAUGUUGGAGAUGCCAGCCAGGCUGCUCAAUUUGACGAAUUACGCUCAUUACGACUUGACCUUCAGUGUUAAUCGAGAGAAUGACGUGUACGCACCUAUCCUCCGGUUCCUACAGGAAUUAGAUGCAUCUCUAUGAUUUGCUAGGGAGAACUUAUGCAGGAGCUGAUAAUGACAAAACUCUAACACUAGGUGUAAAGCAGAGGUGAAGGGGAAUAAUCACACUGUUCCUCAUUCAGGACCGUAAUCUUGCAAAUCCGUUGUCCAGACUCAUAGAUUCAGCUCAUUAGUGCGGGAUGAGUGUAGUUGGAAAAGUAUGAAACUCUCUCAAUUCAUAAGGGCAUCUCAGAUACUGAUGGACUAAUCCAUAUCACAACCUUUUCGGUAUAGAUUUUUUUUACCAGUUCCAGUUCUAGAUUACGAUUUGUAAUUUCGAGAUCAAAAACCAUUAACUUCGGACUUUUAAGUACCACUCGACCUGAUGCUAAGGACUCUCUGAUUACCAUGCUUCUCACGUCUUAGGCAUGAGGUGUCAAUGUACAAUAUAAGAUCUGAGGCCUAAAUAGCAACCAUCGGCACAGUUGAAUAAA